Spea bombifrons (plains spadefoot toad) is the source of this 689-nucleotide messenger RNA. RefSeq names its product NADH:ubiquinone oxidoreductase subunit S4 (gene NDUFS4). The coding region runs from base 65 to 574 and encodes 169 amino acids. NCBI's taxonomy places the organism in Eukaryota, Metazoa, Chordata, Amphibia, Anura, Pelobatidae. The record is from RefSeq and is a predicted model, not a curated record. The transcript is spliced from 5 exons. Gene Ontology annotation, biological process: electron transport chain.
CGCUUUCCAACGCUGAUUCUUUUUGUCCCUGAACGCACGCCGUCCUACAACUUAGACAGACAGUAUGGCGUCCUCAAUGUCACCGGCGCUGAGACAACUCAUGUGGGCGAGGAGAGUAGCUGUGUCCGUACUGAGCCCGUCCAGGUCACUGAACACUUCCACAUGGCAGCUGGCGCAGAACCAAGCUCAAGACACGCAACUCAUCACGGUGGAUGAAAAAUUGGAUAUUACUUCCAUAAGUGGUGUUCCAGAAGAGCACAUAAAAACUAGGAAGGUUCACAUUUUUGUCCCUGCACGGAAUGCGAUGCAGUCUGGCGUGCAAAACACAAAGAAAUGGAAGAUGGAGUUUGACACUCGUGAGCGUUGGGAAAAUCCCUUGAUGGGAUGGGCGUCCACCGCCGAUCCUUUGUCAAACAUGUUCCUGUCGUUUUCUUCUAAGGAAGACGCCAUUGCCUUUGCAGAAAAGAAUGGAUGGAGUUAUGAAGUUGAAGAGAAGAGGAUUCCAAAACCAAAAUCCAAGUCUUAUGGGGCAAACUUUUCUUGGAACAAACGUACAAGGGUAUCUACAAAGUGAAUUGUUAUUGGCCAUACAUAAGUCUGACUGUGAACAAAGUCAGCUGUGCUGUAUUUAUAGAACAAGUAUAAUACAACUCUUAAUCUCCUAAUAAAUAUGACCUUUAAACUACAAA